AUGGUGAUGCCGAGCAACAUAGUGGGCAUCCAGGCAGCUCUCUUUGACCCUCAUGGCCGCUUUCUGCUCCUCUCCACCCCUCUCAACACACUCUACCUCUCUCCACCCCUCUCCAAAACACUCUACUUCUCUCUCCCCCCGCGCCAGAUGGUGAUGGUGAUGGCGAGCAACAUAGUGGGUAUUCAAGCAGCGCCCUUUGACCCCGACACCUACGAGGAGGGUGGCCCGCAGAACCUCAUUCGCUGGCGCCACGUGCGCCGCCCCGACGGCUCCAUGGGGGUGGAGAGCAACGCGCGCAUGGUUCGAUGGUCAGACGGCUCGCUGCAUCUGCUGCUGGGCGCUGAGGUGCUGGCGACAGACAUCAAGAGCAUGCAGCACGACAAGGCACACCUCUUCGUUCGCCACCCCAAGCAAGGGGUGGUGCAGGGGCAGGGGCAGCUUCUUGAAAAGAUGCGGUUCCGGCCGUUCGACACGCACAGUCUGAUCCACAAGAAGCUGACGCUGGGGCUGGACUCAAAGUACCGCAAGGGCAAGGAGCUCAAGAGCAUCGUCACCACGGGCGACCCCGAAAAGGAGAAGGAGGAGCGCGAGCGGAGCAUACAGCAGCAGAUCCGCACCAAGGAGACACUAAGGCAGGAGCAGGAGAAGCGCGCGCGGAAGUACUCCAACCAGCCGCAGCAGCGCGCUGCGCGCGACCGCGAGCAGCAGCGAUACGGCAGGGGAUAUCGGCAACAGAGGGACGAAGAGGGCUAUGGGUAUGGGCGGGAUCGAGGGAGGGGAGGGGGCGGGCGGCGGAACGAGUACGAGAACGAGGAGGACGAGGAGGAAGAGGACGAUUAUGAGGAGGAAGAGGAGGAAGAGGAGGACAGAUACGAUCGGCGACAAGGGAAGAGGCGCUCCCCCUCCUACGACCAUCGCCCUGCCAAGGCUGCAAAGAGCUCAGGCAGGGGAGGGAGAUACAGUGAUGAGGAGGACUCAGACGAGGAUAGGGGCCGCGGGGGGUAUGAUGAGGGACGGGGGGGCAGGGGCAGGAGAGUGGAGGAAUCUGAUGAGGAGGGGUAUGGGCGGAGAGGGGGGGAGGAGCAGGGGGGGGAUGAAGAGGACUGGAUGGAGGAGAGGGAGGAGAGUAAGAAGGCGGCUGCGUGGCGGAGGAAGAGAGUGGUGGAGAGCGAUGAGGAUGAGUAG
Molecule: messenger RNA, 1185 nt
Organism: Closterium sp. Yama58-4
Lineage: Eukaryota; Viridiplantae; Streptophyta; Zygnematophyceae; Desmidiales; Closteriaceae
Source: the annotation of a GenBank genome assembly